Aegilops tauschii subsp. strangulata is the source of this 612-nucleotide messenger RNA. RefSeq names its product citrate-binding protein-like. The record is from RefSeq and is a predicted model, not a curated record. Lineage: Eukaryota; Viridiplantae; Streptophyta; Magnoliopsida; Poales; Poaceae.
AUGCCUUGCUCCAUCUUGCGUAGUGUACUACUUGUGGUGGUCACCGCGGUGGUGAUCGGCACGGCUCGCGGCCGCAGCGGCUCCGGCGACCACCUCACCGCCGGCUUCACACGUGUGAGGCUGACGGAGUCCCAGUUUGUUGUGCAGAAGCCCUACGACGUUCUGCUCGACGCGCGCUACGAGUUCUCCGGCGGCAUCCGCCGGAUGAGGUGUACACGUCGAGGGUGUGGUAGUUUCGAGGGUGAGGUGUACGUGCCGGCGGGCACAUCCGGCGCGUUCAUCAUACAGAUCUUCGGGGCCAAGCCGGAGCGGCAGGCGACGACGCUGAUGCUCCACGUCUACGACGGCAACCUCACCUUCUACCACCGCCAGCAGAGUGUGCUCGCCCACGACGCCUACGACCGCUGGCUCCGGCUCAACGUCGUCCAUGACGUGGGCGCGCGCAACGUCACCGUCUACGUCGACGGCGCCGAGAGGCUGCGCUCGAGCAGCCACGGCGCGCCGCACGCCGAGCACUACUUCAAGUUCGGGGUGUACAAGCAAUCACACCACAACCCGUCGCACCGCAUGGAGUCACGGUGGAGGAACGUCCGGGUCUUCACCAAGCCAUGA